This is a messenger RNA of Diachasmimorpha longicaudata, 2281 nucleotides long. RefSeq lists its product as uncharacterized. Bases 893 to 1957 code for a protein of 354 amino acids. The record is from RefSeq and is a predicted model, not a curated record. NCBI's taxonomy places the organism in Eukaryota, Metazoa, Arthropoda, Insecta, Hymenoptera, Braconidae. The transcript has 2 exons.
GUCUCUGACACAUCGACUAGAUUUUUCAAUAUAAAUUUUCUCGCGUGCUGCAUUUCCCUAGCCAUUCAAUCCAAGGUUCAUUGAAAAUGCAUUAUGUAUUCAGAAUAUUUUGCAGAGUCAGUGUCCAUCAUAAAGAAUCGUCUCAACACAAUAUCUCAUAAAGACCGCAUUCACACGUCAAUAAGUUACAAUCUAGCUAAUGAAGGACCUUGAAAUAUUUAUCCCCUACUCAUGGCAGCUCUACGACUAUCAUAAAAAAACAUAGAUCGUCCCUAUCUACAUUGUUGAGUGGAGACAUUAAAUGAACACGUGUAACAUUGUCAGUAUAAGAGGCACGUGAUAACUGUGUCAACUAUGAUUUUUUUUCUCCAAUGCAAGCUCUCCAACACAGCUCCAUUGGACAAUAUGCGCAUUUUAUAAAUCUAUACUAGAGGGACUGAAGUGAACAUUCUAAAACAUUUCAGUUUGAAAAUGGCAAUCGUGACUAGCGGUUGAAAAAUUGUAUAUAAUUAUUAAAAAUAGCAGUGGCCAUUUCCGUCCGUGUUUGCCUGGCUUCUACAACUCUAUCCUGUAACAAUCCAUUCAUCUUGAUAAUUCUUCAACGAAAUCAUUACAGCAGAUUUGAUGCUAUUCAACCUAUCUAAAUCUGCCAUCCACAUGGACCCCCACCCAGACCUAAAAAUUUACCGUACGGUACCAACGAAAUUUGUUUAAUGAGAGACCUGGAUCAGCAGGAAUUUGUGCGGGUGCAGGGGGGAGUUACGGGACAUUCGACGACUCACUGCCACUAAGAUAUCUGUUUAGUUUCCCUGUCGUCAAACCUCGACAGUACAUCCGUGCACUCAUAUCAGUAUCCGAUUUGUUCGCUCGAGCAGCAAUUUCUCGUAAAUCAAUGGCGUUAUCUCUCCAAAAUAUUCAAUCGCUCCUUCAAUCAACUUUGGGGAAUGAAUGUACAGUGGAAAGUUAUACAGAAGAGAAGUUACUUCCACCUGGUGAAAAUUAUGGCAGCAUAAUGGCAAGUAUUAACUCGAUUAUCAAAAAACUAAAACACGGAAAAUGUGAGGAGUUGCAAUUAGUGGCGAAAUCAGCUCCACCCAUUGAAAUGCAACAGGAACUGAAGGAUGGUUCGGUUAUAUUUCGAAAGGAAAUUUUCAUGUAUUCAACAAUGAUUCCGUCCUAUCGAAAAUUGGAGAUUGAUAAUGGUGUGGGAGAGGAGGACGCCUUGGAAUUGAGCCCAAGGUACUAUGGAUCAAUGGUGUCAUCCGAUUCCGAAAAAUCAGGUGCCUAUGAUGCCAUAAUUUUGCUUGAAAAUCUGAAGCCAAAGGGGUACUAUUGCGUUGACAGAAGAUUUGGAUGUGAUCUGGCCCAUGCUAAAUUGGUCGUAAAGACUAUAGCAAGAUUUCAUGCUCUUGGGAUGGCAACGAAGGAAAAAAAUCCCGAUUUCUUUGAAAUUUUGAAGCGCCAAGCGCAACCCCCUGAUAUUGCUAACGUGGAGGUGUGGCAGGUACUAUGUCAGCAGAGGAUUGAUGAUAUCACAGAUAAUCCUGAGUUGAAAGAGUAUCACGAGGCCUCUCGUCAAGCUUUGAGCCAAAGUAUAAUUGACAAUUGGAAAAUACCCAUCCCUGAGCCAUGGUCGACAAUAACUCACGCAGACCUUUGGACGAAUAAUAUUAUGUUUCGGAAUAAUAAUGAGGGAGCGCCAGAAGACAUCAAACUGGUGGACUUCCAGUUAUCUAUGUUCGCUAGUCCCAUGAGGGACCUCACCUUUUUCCUUACUGCCGGACUCGAUUUAGAUACUACUGAUCACAUCGAUGAACUCAUUGAUUUGUACUACGAUACUCUGAUUGGACGAUUGAACUUGCUGGGGUGCAACAUUGAACCGUAUACCCGGAGGUCCUUUGACGAGAAACUUCGAGAAGAUGCAUCUAAAGGAUGUACUCCAGUCUCGCCAGGGUAAUGUUAUUUACAAUAAGAGAUUGAGGAAGUUAGUUCAAACGUUCGGUAAAAAAGGUUGGUUUAAGAAAUAAUUUGCAUAAUGAUUUGUAAAAUGAAAUAAUUGUAUCAUGAAAAAUGUAUGUAGGAGAGAAUAUGAUAAUUUGGCCCACUGCAGCCAAAUUAAAACCCCAAGAAUAUUUGGAAAGAAUUUUUUUCCAAAUUCACGUUGUUAAAAAAUUAUUGUAUUAAGCUUUGUCUUAGAAUUCCUAAGAAACCGCUGUAUAGCAGGCGGUGCUUGUGGUUUUAUAAUUUUGAAAUAAAUCGAAUUCAACUUCGGUCAAAUUAA